Rotaria socialis is the source of this 702-nucleotide messenger RNA. Lineage: Eukaryota; Metazoa; Rotifera; Eurotatoria; Philodinida; Philodinidae. The record is from the annotation of a GenBank genome assembly.
AUGGAACAUAAACUGCAUGAAUUUUCUACACCGCCAAUAGCUUCAUCCUUUGUAAACGAUGGAAUUAAUGAAAUAUCGUCUACGGGUCGUUAUGAAGUAUGUGAAGAAAAUAUUUCUCCUUAUCAAACUUAUGGUCAAUCAUGUAAAACAUUAUCAUGCAAUUAUGCUCAUGGGCUUGUUUGCGAUAAAAACUCGAUUUGUUCAUGUCCAUCAACUAAUUCUUAUUGGUCAUACAAUCAAACAGGCUGCCGUCGUUGUCCAAAUGGUUGGUCUAUAUUGAAUGGAAAAUGUAUUUUCGUAUCAACGUUUUAUAUGAAUUGGACCGAUGCAUCUAGUUAUUGUCAAUCAUUUACUGCUCAGCUAUUAGCAUUCACAGCCAUACAAUUAUAUAAAAGUUUAACAUUAUCUCAAACAAAUACUUUAGUUUCAUCAAAUACUAAUUAUUUUAUUGGAUUAUCCAAACAACCAAGUGAUUCAGGCAAUUGGCAAUGGGCAGAUGGUAGUUCAUUACUUUUAUCGUCGAUGAAUUUGUUUUGUACGAAUGGUUCGCCAAGUCAAUUCGAUAGUAUUUUUCGUACAAAUAUGAAUUGCGGAAUGUAUCGCAUGGAUUCAUGUUUAGCUCGUUACACAUGUCAACGAGCUGAUAUUAAUUUUAUUUGUGAAAAAAGUAUGAUACUCAUUUAUAAAUCUACUUCUGUCUAA